GGCAGUUUUCAGUUUAGUCGGGCUGCUUUCUAUAAAAACCCCCAUCCAAGGCUGUUCUUUUUCUUUCUUUCGGAGUCGUACAGUAGAGAAAGCAAGGAUGUCUGGGCGCGGCAAAGGAGGCAAAGGGCUUGGGAAGGGAGGCGCCAAGAGGCACCGCAAGGUUCUCCGCGACAACAUCCAGGGGAUCACCAAGCCCGCCAUCCGCCGCCUUGCUCGCCGCGGAGGAGUGAAGCGCAUUUCGGGCUUGAUCUACGAGGAGACCCGCGGGGUGCUGAAGGUCUUCCUGGAGAACGUGAUCCGCGACGCCGUGACUUACACCGAACACGCCAAGAGGAAGACAGUGACCGCCAUGGAUGUGGUCUACGCGCUCAAGCGCCAGGGGCGCACCCUCUACGGCUUCGGGGGCUGAGGCUUCCGCCGCCAACGACACAGACGCACAAAAGGUCCUUUUAAGGGCCAC
Heteronotia binoei (common prickly gecko) is the source of this 460-nucleotide messenger RNA. Its product is annotated as histone H4. The record is from RefSeq and is a predicted model, not a curated record. Bases 98 to 409 code for a protein of 103 amino acids. Gene Ontology annotation, cellular component: nucleosome. Gene Ontology annotation, biological process: nucleosome assembly. Gene Ontology annotation, molecular function: DNA binding; structural constituent of chromatin; protein heterodimerization activity. Lineage: Eukaryota; Metazoa; Chordata; Lepidosauria; Squamata; Gekkonidae. The transcript has a single exon.